AUGACGGACAAACCUGGUGCUCACCGCAGCUAUUCCUUUACCACACUCGGCACGACAAUGCUUUACGGCGCAGCUGCCGGAGUAGUUGGUGUGACCGUCCUGACCGUCACGAACAAGAUCGAGCAAUUCUUCAGCGGACGUCCGGAUAGCUACGUCCCUGCGCACACCCUCGAACGUCUACUCGGGCUUCCUGACCGCCCUGACUCUGAGCGCCGGGCUUUCAAUCAGAUUGAACACUACGUACAAGGCGUUGUUCCGGCUAUGUUCCGUGCAGUGAUGUCCCUGUAUGGCAUCACAGGUCCAUUUGCGAACUUUAGCUUUAGUUUGUUGAGGCAGGGAUUUGAUCAAGUUUUGGAGAACUGGACUGGAGUCGGCGCCCCGCCGUGGACGUGGCCCGUCUACGAGCAGUGGAUUGAUCUGUUCCACAAGACUUGCUAUGCGUUCACGGUGGGAUACCUUACGGACAUGUGGUUCCCUGGAGUGUGGCCAGUGGGCGACGGCAACCGACGAGGAUACUUUGACUGA
Molecule: messenger RNA, 525 nt
Organism: Saitoella complicata NRRL Y-17804
Lineage: Eukaryota; Fungi; Ascomycota; Saitoellomycetes; Saitoellales; Saitoellaceae
Exons: 3
Coding region: 1-525 (174 amino acids)
Source: RefSeq, a predicted model, not a curated record